This is a messenger RNA of Varanus komodoensis (Komodo dragon), 522 nucleotides long. RefSeq names its product lens fiber membrane intrinsic protein-like. The transcript has 4 exons. Gene Ontology annotation, cellular component: plasma membrane. The record is from RefSeq and is a predicted model, not a curated record. Gene Ontology annotation, molecular function: structural constituent of eye lens. The coding region runs from base 1 to 522 and encodes 173 amino acids. Lineage: Eukaryota; Metazoa; Chordata; Lepidosauria; Squamata; Varanidae.
AUGCUCAGCCUGAUGGGAGGGGGCCUGCUGUGCGCUGUCUCCGGCCUCGUGCUCAUCGUCGUCUCCACCGCGACGGACUUCUGGAUGCAGUACCGCCACUCGGGGGCCCUGAGCAGCCAGGGGCUCUGGCGCUUCUGCGUGGGAAGCAAAUGCCACCCGCACACCAUCACCCUCGCCUUCUGGGAUGCCACCCGGGCCUUCAUGCUCCUCUCCAUCCUCUCCUCCUUGGCUGGCAUCGCCCUGGGACUCACUGCCUAUGCCGGAAGCAGCACCCGCGCCGCCCGGGUUCGCUCUGCGGGGAUCACGCUCUUGAUUGCAGGCCUCUUUGCCCUGCUGGGCGUCGCCGUGUACACAGGAGUGGCGGUGAACUUCUACGGAAAGCGGUACCCCGAGUGGCGCUUCUCCUGGUCCUACAUCCUGGGCUGGAUUGCAGUCGUCCUCACCGUCUCAGCAGGCGUCUUCCACAUCUGCGCCCUGCCCAGGAAUUCUGCCCCGGAUGGAUCCGAUGUGGCGAACGGCUGA